AACAGAAGGCAUUAGAGCACCGCCACUACUGGAACCUCCCCCAGAUUCCCAUUUUUGUUGUUCUUCAAACUUUAUUCUGUGAAAUUUUUGGCCUGUGAUGUCGCUGCCUGUUAUCCUGAUGCUGUGCGUGGUGACUGCGACGGUGCUGGGACAGCCGCAUGCCCGCGCCAGUGACUUCUACUAUUCGGACAUCUCUCCGGUCACAGACGACAAGCGCUUCACCCACCUCUAUCCGGAGGUGGAGCUAUCAGAGAUGAACAAGGUGAAGCACUCCAAGGGUAAUAUAGUCUUUACCAGCGGGGAACGCAUCUCAGGCGAUCGCCUGGUGGUGAACCACUACGACGACGAGAGCUUCGCCACCGCCGUUGACAUCGAGGUACUGAUGCGCUAUCCCGCAGAGUCGAGCACGGGCGUGACCCUCACCUGCAUCGAGAUCUACGUAGACACGACGGCCAGCGAUGCCGGCGGCUAUCUGACCAGAGGUGGCAUUGGCGAGACCAUUGCUGAGAUACUCCUCACCUCCAACGGGACGCGCAGCUUCGUCUACGAAACGUUCAUCUAUGGAUACUAGAGCGCGGGGUCCGAGGAGCAGAACUCCCUUCAGAUCAGUAUACAAAGCAACAAUAAAAGUUUCGCUUGGAACCCAACUGUGAUCGUCCUGCUGCAGCCCAAUUUGCAGUAGUAUUAUUAGCCUUAGAUCCUGAAAUUAAAGAAGAAAGUCGAACUCAACAUUUUGGAAACCUA
Messenger RNA from Drosophila persimilis, 744 nucleotides. RefSeq lists its product as uncharacterized. The coding region runs from base 98 to 571 and encodes 157 amino acids. The transcript is spliced from 2 exons. Lineage: Eukaryota; Metazoa; Arthropoda; Insecta; Diptera; Drosophilidae. The record is from RefSeq and is a predicted model, not a curated record.